CCCUAAAUGAUUAUAUGUUUGGAUGUUUAGGGGAAUGUAUAAUUACCUAAAUUCAAGUUGGUCUAUUGCACAACAUAAAUAAUAGUUUCAUCUGGCCUCACUACUUCCGGUGGUGUUAUACUGUUGUGAAAUGCUCUAGACGUAUAAAUAUUCUGGCAAAAGUUAUGCAUAUAUGAAGUGUCGUUUGGAUGAAGAAAAGUACCAUUAAUCUAUCUAUAUGUUUCAGCAAACGAUAAUAUAGAACUGUCACCAAUUUUUAUUUUUAAAAUAACCUAGCCAACAGAUGUCGAGUUCAACAAAAACUGGCAAGCAAAAAAAGAUGAAUUCUGAAGAUAAUGAAGAUACUCGUUUGGCAAAGCGGCUGUGUUACCUCCUUCGGUACGGCGCUGUGAAAGAGGGUCUGGACGUGUACGAGGGAGGAUAUGUAGACAUGGACCAGGUGGUGGAACUGAAUCUGAUGAGGCAUGAUACCAGGGAAGAAAUACUGGCAGAAGUGGACUCGUCCCUCUCCACUAGAGGAGCCAAGCGAUUUGAACGCAAAGAGGAAAACGGCAAAACCUUGGUCAGAGCUUGCUUCUGUGUAAACUUCGAAGUGAACCCAUGUCACAGUGGUACCAAUGUUACAACACUUCUGUCCACAUGUUUAGACUAUGUGUCGGAUAACCUGGAGUUAUUUGACCUGGAAGACUUCCCAGAUGAGUAUUUAAUAAAUAACAUGAUCCAUAGACUGAAGAAAAAAAAGAAAUUAAACAAUGCAGCAUUUCGUCAGCUGCUUGUUCCAACUUUACAUCAUCUUAAUCUGGAUAAUAUUUACCUCACCGAAGGAACACUAAGAAGUGUCUGGAAGUCGUGUCCACAUCUCCGCAUUCUCAGCCUCAAAGAUUGUGGAUACUUAAUGACAGAUAAUUUAAUGGAACAACUUGCUAAGAAACUUCCCCAUUUGGAAUCUUUAAACUUGUGUGCCUGCAAACAUUUAACAGACCGAUCUAUGAGUGCUUUAUGGCGUUCAGCUAAAAACUUGAAGGAACUUAACCUUUCUUGGAUAAAAACUAUAUCAGAAAGUGCAAUAAUAAGUCUAGUGAAGAAUUGUCCGAAACUUGAACACUUGGAUAUAUAUGACCACAAGGUGUCGGCAGAAGGAGUAGAAACUUUGACCGAGAUGGCCAAGGAUAGAAAUAUUACAAUUGUGUUAAAAGGUUUAACAGACACAACAGUAGCCCCAGAAAACCCUUGUGCUAAACUUCCAUUUUUUGGAAAAACGUGCCAUUAACAGCAACAGGUGAUGAAGCCAUUGGUCUUUCUUGUGAUAUUUUUGAAGAAAUAAUCAUGAAAUCUUUUAAAUAUUAUUUUCAUAUAUUUGUUAUAAUAAAUGUUAUACCACUCUG
This is a messenger RNA of Ylistrum balloti, 1385 nucleotides long. RefSeq lists its product as uncharacterized. Lineage: Eukaryota; Metazoa; Mollusca; Bivalvia; Pectinida; Pectinidae. Gene Ontology annotation, cellular component: SCF ubiquitin ligase complex. Gene Ontology annotation, molecular function: protein binding; transferase activity. The transcript has 5 exons. Gene Ontology annotation, biological process: SCF-dependent proteasomal ubiquitin-dependent protein catabolic process. Bases 284 to 1270 code for a protein of 328 amino acids. The record is from RefSeq and is a predicted model, not a curated record.